AUGCUUGGUCCGUCGCUAUCCCAUGCUGCCUUGCGUUUCCGCUUCCCUCUCCUUCCCUCUUUCCGUCCUCAUUCUGCGGGGUUUAGAGGACACGAGCUGCCUCGGGUUUGUGGUGGCAGGUGAGGGAGGGGCUCCGCUUCACCGGAGAAGAGUGAGGGGGAGGGCUUGUGGCGGGAGUGGGGAGUUGCGGGGAGGAGGGGAGAAGGAAGGCAUCCUGCUUAAUUGGGGUUUCCUUAUUGAUUGGGGUAUCCUGAUUGGGGUUGGUGAUGGAGAAUGGAAAAGAUGCUGGUAGUUGCCCUGGGGGAGAUGAAGGGGUAGGCAGACAGGUACAUGUCUCCCUUUGCACGCUUACCUGGCAGUAAGCCCCAUUUCACUCAUUGGGGUUUAAUGGACCAACCCUUAUUCAGAGAUAAGCCCCGCCGAUCUGAAUGGGGCUUGCUCCCAGGUUAAACAUUCAGAAGCAUUUUAGCCCCGCCUCAUGCACAGGAUGCAGGAAAGUAAAAGUGCAGCUCUUUACACCUGUACCCUGAAUGUAAGCCCUGCUGAACUUAGUAAGGCUUAAUAGCCCAGCCUUAUGCAUGUGUCUACUUAUUUGUCUACUUCCACAAAUAAGGCUCAACAAUGCAGGAUUUAAACAAUGCUGAAAGCUGCUCUGUCCACUAGCCUGUUGAGUACAGUGGGGCUUACAUCUGAGUAUAUAUGUUCAGAGUUGAACAGGAGUGGGGAGCUUGUGGCCAGGUAGAUGCUGCUAAACUGCAACUCCUGUUAUCCCUGACUACUGGCCAUGCAGGCUAGAGCAGAUGGUGUUGUCCUCCCAUAACAACUGGAGGGCUGCGUGUUCCUCACCCCUACUCUGGAAAGUAACAAAGUUGUUACAAAUAUUUUGGGUUCCUUUCUUUUGGGAAGUUGGGCUGUCAACUUUGGAGAUAUCCCAUAAGCUGUUAAUAACAGCAAUUAACAAGUGGUAAUGCUUCCCUAUGGCAUGAAAAGUUUUAUUACUAUUAUUUAAUGUAUUUAUAUCCUGCCUUUCUCCCAAAUUGGGACUCAAGGUGGCUCACAACAUAUUGAAAACAUCCUUAUAAAAUACAAAGGAACAAAAACUAGUUAAAAACAAUAGUUAACAAACUUAAAUACAACAAAUUUAAAAUAGCAUUGAAAUAAUAAUUGCCCUUACAGCAACCAAGUGGUCAACAUUGUCUGCACCUAGUUUUCAAUGACCUGUCUGAAUAGGAAGGUCUAGGCUGCUGGAAGAAUGAUACCAAGGAAGGAGCCAAUCUAUCUUCUGUUGGGGGAGAAUUCCACAAUAUGGGAGCAACCACAGAAAAUGCUCUCUCUUGUAUCAUCACCUCCAUGCUUCUGAUACUGAUGAUACCAAGAUCAUUAUGAUUUAUUUGUUAGAUGAAUUGGAACAGAGUUGCAUUCCCCCUCCAGGCUACUUGACAACCUGCUGGGAAGACACACUGGGCUGCAGUCCUAUGCUUGUUUAUCCAUUAAAUGUAUGGGAUGUUUAUUGCCCUUCUUGCAAUGCGUAUAUGCAGUUGCUGCAAAUAUAUUGAAAGCAGAGCAUAGAAAAUCCCAGGUAUCUGUUGUCCCAGAUUGUUUUAAAAAGGAGGAUGCGGUGCGGAAGCUUACAUUCAGUUUUAACUCUGUAGCUGUAACCACCCUUCCCCUGAUUUUUUUGUUGUCACCUGUGGGUGGAAGAUUUUCCCUUCCAGCUCUUUCUUUGUGAGAGGUUGAUUAGUUGAAUGCAGAAACUGUUGAUAGUCCUUUCUUGUGAGAGGAGUUGGGAGUCUGUUGCUUGUUGAUGCCUUCUAUUCUUAUGCCCUUAAAACCUAAGUCUGCAUCUUCUCCAAAUGUUACUCAGUAGGCUACAUUUUGGUUUGCUGGAUGGUCAUUAGAGUUGUGAGAUUCCAGCACUGUAUUUUGCAAGAAAGACAAUGCUGCAAGAAAUGACAUGUGGACAGUGUUUUGCAAGAAGCUGCCAAUGGUACUUGUAACACAGAAGGAAAAUUGCAUUUUCUGGAUUCAGUCUGAUAUAUAACAUUGUACCUUUUUCUCUUUCAGGAUGUUGGCUUCUCGGGCAUUUAGUCUUCUUGGCAAGCGGGCCAUUUCCACUUCAGUCUGUGUGAGAGCCCAUGGGCAUGGUAAAAUGAUGGCUUAUUAUUAUUACAUUUUUACCCUACCUCUCUUAGAAAGAGCUUAAGGUGGCAUACAGCGGUCUUCCCCCUCCCUGUUUUAUCUUUACAAGAAUCCUGUGACAUAGGCUGAGAGAGCAUAACUGGCCCAAGACUAUACAGUGGGCAUGUAAGCCUGGGUCUCCCUGAUCCUAAUCCAACACUCUUAACCACUACCUCCCCCUGGCUCUCAUCUUAGCUUAAUUAUUCUAAAACUGUUCACAUAGGUGUAGUACAUUUCAGCAUAUACGGUGAUAUUUCAUCACAACAGCUCCUUUAAAAUAGAUUAGAGUGACAAAUAGUGACUUUCCCAUACAAGUGAGAAAAGCUGAAUGGCUUUAAAUCUGCCACAUGCCCUAUUACAGCCUAUCGUCUGUUCCAUGAAUGAGGAACCUGUGACCUUGAUAUGAGAUAGAACCCAACAACCCCAGCAUGGCCAAUGGUCAGGGAUUAUGAGAGUUGUAGUCCAGUAACACCUGGAGGGCCACAGGUUCCCUGCCCCCCAUCAAUUCCAUCAUAAUGACAUAAUGCUUCCAGAACUAACUUAUUUUUCUUGUGGGUCCUCUUGUGUGAAGGACCAGCAGGUCUUUAAAGUCUGCCUUUCUUAAGAGAAAUUAAAAGAUGAAACUGCCCAGUGCAAAUUUUAGUGUGUGCCCUUCUGCUCUGAUACCUUUGUUUGGUUUAUGCCAUUCCAAGCUUCCUGGGAUUGUAUCUUUGUGAGAUUUCUCUUAUUUUCCCUGCCAAACAGGUAUUGCAAAAACGGAAGAUUUCAGCCUGCCAGCUUACAUCGAUCGUCGGGAUGUUCCAUUGCCUGAAGUUCAGUUUACAAAAAGUCUCUCUUCGGAGCAGAAGGCCCUGAAGGAGAAAGAGAAGGCAUCAUGGACUGCCCUUUCUUCUGCUGAGAAGGUUGCAUGUAAGUAUUUAUGGUUAUGGUGGGCUGUGUUGGAACAGGGGAAAGCAGGGUGGCAGGCAAAGGUGGCUUGGCUAACUUUAAGCUUCAGCAUCUCAAUUGCACCCUCUCUUCUCCCCACCUUCAGUGUACCGCAUCAAGUUCAAUGAGACCUUUGCUGAAAUGAACAAGGGGUCAUCUGAAUGGAAGACUAUUCUCGGUGGGACACUCUUCUUUAUAGGCCUCACUGCUUUUGUUGUCAUUUGGCAAAGGAUGUAUGGUAAGUAGUUGGCAUUUAAGGAGCAUCUUAACUAUUAAGGUAGCAAGGUGUCUCAAGUGAGAAGUGCAUGUCUUAUGAUCCCAAGAGUAAGGAGAGAGGUGUGUGUGCAUGUGCACUGAGUAAUAUAGAAGAACUAAGCAGUUACACUUGCAGGUGUAUUUGCGCCAACAUAUGGCUCUUUGCAUCAUUGCUAUGCUCUGGCAAUUUAAAGUAACUAAAUCCAGGUUUUCUCUUGGGAAGCUGCUUUGGCAAUUCAGAGUUGUCUUUUUUUAAUAAUAUGAUGGCUGUACUUGAGGCAGCUUAAUGGUCAACACAACAGCGUAUGGGGCUAUUCACUCUUUUUCAUGCCACAGGUUCUUGGCUUUGGAUCUAUGGGAGGCUCUGGACAGAAAAACACAUUGUGUUCAUCUUUGUCAUAAUAGGGACAGGCAAAUCUCAGGUGUCUGUCUAUCUUCAGGUAGAUCUGUAGCUGAUCCCCAUCUCCCAUAAGCUUAUAGGGGCAAGAGUGCCUCAGAUGGCUUAUUUUCCAGACUUCCUUUUAAAAGAUGGGUUGUGUAUAACUUCACAAAAGUCGUUAGCUUAGCUGGUCGCAUUUCAGCUACAUAAAUUAUUGCCAUCUCAAGCAACAAUAGAUCCAAACAUUUUGUUAAGCUUUCUUGCCUUAAUUACUUGAAGACUAUCUGAUUUGCCAUUAAGAGUUGGGCACCUGACUGCUCAGAAAAAAAGAUCUGAUCAAAUAAUAGUCAGGUAUUACAUAGCACAAUUUUUUAGAACAGCAAAACAUUUAAACAUCAAGCCUAAUCGUGAUAUAAUUGCAAGGUAUAUUUUUGGUAUUAUCUUAAACAGUGAAAUUGACUCUAAAACAAAUACAGUGGUAUCUUGGUUUAAGAACAGCUUAGUUUAUGAACAACUUGGAUUAAGAAUGCUACAAACCCGGAAGUAGGUGUUUUGGUUUGUGAACUUUGCCUUGGAAGCAGAACAUGUUCUGCUUCCUGUUGAGUGUGUUCCAUUUGUAAAUUGAGUCCCGUGCUGCUAUGGGAAAGCACGCCUUGGUUUAAGAACACUUUGGCUUGAGAACGGACUUCUGGAAUGGAUUAAGUUCAUAAAUCAAGGUACCACUGUAAAUGAAUUAGAGUAACUACUUGGUACUGUGCACAAUUCAUUAACAUUUCUGUAGGUUUUCAUCCUUUUUACAUCCAGGGCUAGCCUACAGUUUCCUUCCUUUGGGAGGAAGGAUAGAUUAUAAGUUCAGUAAAUAAAAUAACAUUAAGUUAGUGAUUAAGUAAAAGUCGGUUUUUAGAAGGCAAGCAUGGUACUGCAUCAGACUAAUUCUCCAAGUAGGAUUACCUUCAACUGUUUUUUGCCUCAAUCUGUGUUGUCAAAAUAAUCAGUACGCUCCUGGCUAAGGCAGGGCAAAGGUGCAAGCAGCAUUUGCUCCUGCCAUUCUGACAGGUGUGUCAGUGAUUGAAUUUACAGAAAGUAAUUCCCUUCUGUUUGUUGUGUGCAGUCUUCACUAGCUGCUACUGGUUCCAGCCCUAUCAAUGGCCAAAGAGGUAACUUCUUCAGGCAGCAGAUACUGAGGGGGGCAGUAAUGGUAUCUCUCUGCCUGUUGCUUCUGGAUCCACCAGCCACUGCCUCUGUUGGAGGAGAGAGCCAUGAGUGCCACACAACCUGUCCUGUGCCUUUUAAGCUAGCCUGCUUCCCUGAGGUGUGGCAGACACUGCUCCAUUGCCAGUGUUGGAAGUAAGAUUCAGUGGCUAGUCUAGUUAGCUUUGGUACUUGGAAUGGGGGUGAGUGAGCGAGCGCCAUAUGGUCAGUGGAAGCAGGACCCUUAGGGAGAAUGGGGCACAGCCCAACCAACCUUAGUUUGCCUGCUUUCUUAGAACCAGUCGAGGGGUGGCCUACCUGUCAUUAGCUCUGGCUCCACCUAGUGUUGGUUCCAAUAGGCAGCAGCCUCCACUACAUCUUGCCCUUUGCUUUGGGCAGCAAAAGGCCUUGGGUGGACCUCAGCUGCCAUGCAGUAAAUUCAGUGUGAACUGGGAACAAAUAUCUGUUAACAUAAGACUAGAUUUGACUGUCCUUCACCAGGGCCAGGGCUUUUUCAGUGACGACUCCGACCUGGUGGAAUGCUCUGUCCCAUGAGACUAGGGCCCUGCAGGACUUGAUCUCCUUCCGCAGGGCCUGUAAGACAGAGCUAUUCCACCUGGCCUUCAAUUUGAAUUAGCCUGAUCCCUUAUUCCCUUUUCCCUUUCCUUUUCUAUGAAGAAACCCUUCUGGGACCCCACAUUUAAGCUCUUCCUUGGUCUCCUUGCUGGCCCUAGUAGGACCAACUUAGUCAGUUAGCCCUGGUGAUCAUUUGAUGUCUACUGACUGGGGUUUCCACCCCCCCAUGACCCCUGAAUUUUAGAAUUUUAUUGACAUUGAUGCUGCAUUUAUGUUGUAUUUUAUGCUGUUUUAAUACAUUUUAAUCAUUGUUUUAUAUUUGCUGUUAUCCACCCUGAGCCCGGUUUUUAAGCCAGGAAGGGUGGGGUAUAAAUAAAAAAUUAUUAUUAUUUAUUAUCUGGCCGAACGAUGUUUGUGAGAUGUUUUCAUGUUUUAGUUCUGAAGGCAGAGCAGAGGUGGCUUUCAAAUGUACCUGGGCCAGAUAAUGCUGAGAGAGCGUUGAGCUUUUGACUCACACAGAGUGUUGUGUCUCUGUUCAGAGGUCUUAAGCCAGAUAGCGGUAGUUGUAUGCUAAAAGAUAAAGUCUCUAAAUGACUUGCAGUCAUCAGAUGUGCAGAUACUUUUUAUUUAUGAUUAUGAAUCUCCUUUCACAUAAGCCACAAAACAAUUUACAAACAUACAAUAAAAACAACUAAAGUAGUUUUCAAAACAGUACCAAAAAAAAAGCCGAAGAGAGACUUAAAAACAUCCUGCCAGAAAAAGCUUGUUGAAACAAAAAAUUAUUCAGUUGUUUGCAGAAAAUACAAAUGGAGGGUGCCUGUCGUAUCUCUACUAGGAUGCUGUUCCACAAAACAGUGACAGAUGCACUUGAAACCCCUGCUCUGAGUUAACUGUGUAGUGGGCUUUCAUCUCUGCAUCCUUUUGGGAAGCAAAUAAGUUCUAUUGUUUCUAGGCUUGGGGAAAGCUUGGAUGGAAUGUACUUCUUACUGUUGACAAAUUGAAGAUGUCAUGAGCUUAUUGUAAUUUGCUUUUCAAUUUACAGUUUUUGGGCCAAUCCCUCGCACUUUCACAGAUGAGUGGAAGGCCAUGCAGACCAAAAGAAUGUUAGAUAUGAGAGUGAACCCAAUUGACGGCUUCUCGAACAAGUGGGACUACGAAAAGAAUGAAUGGAAAAAAUAAAUGCACUCCAGGGAUCGCCACUCCUGUUCUGGCUUGAAAUGUUGAAACCAUUCCUUCAUCUCCAUGUGACCUCGCUGCUUCUGUGUAUGGGGAAGAAAAUACCCCUCUAUUGAAAGAGAAACCUUUAAUAAAUGUUUGGUUUGCUUGACAAGUUUAUUCUCCUUUGUUCUAGGGUCCAAGGAAAUAUAAAUUGUCCC
This is a messenger RNA of Podarcis lilfordi (Lilford's wall lizard), 6882 nucleotides long. The record is from the annotation of a GenBank genome assembly. Lineage: Eukaryota; Metazoa; Chordata; Lepidosauria; Squamata; Lacertidae.